ACUUCGCUUCUUUUGGCUUCUUUUAAACUCUCUCUUCCCACUUCUAUCUUUCUUCAUACUUUCUUGUUUGAUCAUAAUGGCAACAUCAGCUCGUAGAGCAUACGGUUUCGGUAGAGCCGACGAGGCUACACACCCUGACUCCAUUAGAGCCACUUUAGCUGAGUUUCUGUCCACUUUUGUCUUCGUCUUUGCAGCUGAAGGCUCUAUUCUCUCCCUUGAUAAGUUGUAUUGGGACCAUGCGGCUCAUGCGGGGACAAACACACCAGGAGGACUGAUUUUAGUGGCCUUGGCUCAUGCGUUUGCUCUGUUUGCUGCUGUUUCAGCAGCCAUCAAUGUCUCGGGUGGACACGUAAACCCGGCAGUCACUUUUGGUGCUCUUAUUGGAGGCAGACUCUCAGCGAUCCGUGCCAUCUACUAUUGGGUCGCUCAGCUUCUUGGAGCCAUCCUCGCUUGUCUCUUGUUAAGGCUCGCAACAAACGGCAUGAGACCAGUUGGAUUCCGUGUAGCAUCAGGUGUUGGAGUGGUUAAUGGACUUGUAUUAGAGAUCAUUUUAACAUUUGGCUUAGUCUACGUCGUGUAUUCGACUUUGAUUGAUCCAAAACGUGGAAGCCUCGGGAUCAUAGCACCACUUGCAAUCGGACUCAUAGUUGGGGCAAACAUCUUAGUAGGUGGACCAUUUUCUGGUGCUUCGAUGAAUCCAGCUAGAGCCUUUGGUCCAGCAUUGGUGGGGUGGAGAUGGCAUGACCACUGGAUCUACUGGGUCGGGCCAUUCAUCGGUAGUGCUUUAGCCGCUCUUAUAUAUGAGUACAUGGUCAUACCCACCGAACCACCUACCCACCACACACAUGGGGUACACCAGCCCUUGGCUCCUGAAGAUUACUAGAUGGAACUUUCCUCAUUUCACCACUGCUUUUGUUAGUUGUUCAAGCUCACUUUGUCUGUAUGAUGAAAUCACUUGCAUAGAUACUUUGUUUUGAUGCUACUCUUUGUUUGUUGUAAUAAUAAGAAUAAAGAAGGAUUUCGCAA
Arabidopsis arenosa is the source of this 1026-nucleotide messenger RNA. NCBI's taxonomy places the organism in Eukaryota, Viridiplantae, Streptophyta, Magnoliopsida, Brassicales, Brassicaceae. The record is from the annotation of a GenBank genome assembly.